This is a messenger RNA of Lethenteron reissneri (Far Eastern brook lamprey), 2540 nucleotides long. RefSeq names its product nucleoporin 42 (gene NUP42). NCBI's taxonomy places the organism in Eukaryota, Metazoa, Chordata, Hyperoartia, Petromyzontiformes, Petromyzontidae. Gene Ontology annotation, molecular function: metal ion binding. The record is from RefSeq and is a predicted model, not a curated record.
CCAAACUGCCAUUCAAUAGGAAUCGAGGAAUCGAUCCACGCGCACGCUGCGGCCGCGAUGGUGAUCUGCCGCUUCUUCCUGCAGGGCUUCUGCCGCUUCGGCGAUCGCUGCUGGAACGAGCACCCGGCUUCGCCGCAGCAAUCAGGAUAUAGUAACCGAGAAGACGGGUUCCAAAACCUCCAGCAGCACCAGGGUCGAGGUGGUGGCCUUCUCCCGACCCCUAAUUAUAACAGAGGAGGCAGGAGCGACUACCACGGUGGCAGAUAUGGGGAUGAGAGUGACGGCACAAGUUAUGGGAGGAACCAAGUUGGUGGGUUUGGAGGUGGAGAAAGAGGUCGCAGCGGUAGGGGAGCCUACGAGGAAGACUUUGGAGGCCGAGGUGGGAGAGGUGCCGGUGGAUUUCAGAGCCAACGAGGUGGUUGGCAGGGAAGCACUUGGAAAAGUGGUGGUUCAUCAGGAGGAAUACACACUGAAAACAAAUUCUCUGCGCUGAGCAAUGCCAACAGUGAAAUGGACGAGGUGGACGAGAUCGCUCAACUUGUCAUUAACAUAAAAAAAGACAUGGAACAUUGGGAGAGCUCAGGGCUAUGGUACCUCUCGUGCUAUGCACCCACGAAAGAAAGAGCUUGCAUAACAGGUUUUAUUGACCUGUCACCUGAAGAGAUUCGCUUGGAGUACUACAAACAUCGAAUGUCAAACUUACAGGAAUAUUUGGAUAUGGUCUCACAGCUAAAGGAGAGGUGGCGACAACGCAAGUCUGAGCUAGCCAACCCCAACUCCCGGGAUAUUCUGAUUGCUGAAUUAAUUAAAAAACCCCAGGCAUUGCCAGCAUUUGGGAUUUCUGCACAGCCUUGCUUCAACCAACCAAUGGGGUUAGCAUUGGGAGGGUUUUCACAGCCUGCAUCUUCUCGGCCAACUUUCACAAGCAAUUCGCAGUCUUUAGGUUUUGGAGAAAGCGGCACAGACAGCGGGUUUGCCACUGGUGCAGCACCUGCGUUUGGGAUGCCAGCAAUCGCAGGAUCAAGUCAAGGUUUUGAAGUUGCCCGAUCCUCCACAUCCGCAAGCAGCUUUAACUUUUCAUUGCCCUCCAACACACAGCCCUCACCCAUGGUGGCCAGCCAACCAGCAAUCCAGGCUGCAAAUUUUAGCUUUUCACUGCCAGCUGCUGGAGACAAAGGAGCAGGAUUGUCAUUGGCAACAACCCCUACCAGUUCUGUGGUCUUCAAAGUGGGGGAGCUGCACACACCCAAUGAGGAGCUGACACAGAGAGAUCUGCAGCAGUUCCAGGCAAAGAAGUUCAUGUUCACCAAGAUCCCGCUCAAGCCACCCACCCUGGGGCUUCUCAGGAUUUCCAUUUAAAUUGAAGUCAAGACUCCGUGAGUGAGUAAUUGCAUUGGCAUGGAUAUUUUUCCCCACUCUGCUGUGAAUUUUACUAAUUAUAAAAAUUGUAGCUUUAGUCAUUGUACCAGAAGCUAGGAGUAUGUCCCCAUAACUCAAUGAAUCUUGUGGUACAACUCAUCUCCAUUGUCAGUCCAAGCCAGUGAUGGGCAUUCUACAGCCAUCUCCAAAUAUUUUUUUAGCGAUUUCAUUUGAUACCUAGGAAGGAAAAUAGGCUAAGCCUAUCCCUCAACCGGAUAUUUUAACUCAGCCUUGUCAUUGUGAGCCAGGCACUUUGACAGCCAUCCAACUUGGUACAAGUACAUAAACAACCGUUAACUCAUCAUCACCGCCUUUUAGCAAAAUGAGACUGAACAUUCAGGAAGUGGCCAAUGUAAAGCAGAUUGGCCUUUUCCAGAAAUGUUAUACAGGUAUCUCUCGCUUUACGAACGUUGUUUCACAUUUCAUGUUGAAACAAUUGACAAAUUAGGGACACUUUAUAAUUUACAUAAUUUAGCAAUAAAAUUUCCGUGUUACCAAAAUUUCAUAUUUUUAACGCACCAUGAGAUCAAACAGGAACCAUCCGAGAGGCUGUAAUCCAUCAGCGACAGUGUCACGGUAUCCCUACAGUGCAACAGUAAUGCCUCCACACCAUGUUUCCAGUCAUUCCAACAUGCAGAUCUUAUGGCGAGUCACUGAAAAGGUUCAUUUUGGUUUCCAAUUAAUUAUUACUCAAUCUAUUUAUUAUUUUUGUUUUGUAAAAAGUUGUGUUUUUAGGUUAGUAGUUAAAAUGACUGAAACGUACCUCCUUUUUUAAAUUAAAUUUCGUUUUGGUGUGUUCUUUGAAGAAUGCAUCCCUUUUUGUAAAUUUGAGGGAAACCUGUGGAUUGACUGGGAGCGUGUGGGCUGUACAUUGUCAUGUUUGUGUUCAACAGUUGUUGGAAUUGUUGUACACUUAAGUUUAUUAUUGAAUUCCUAACUUUUAAAUCGUUAAUAUAUGCCGAAUUGUUGAAGCUGAGUCUUAUUUUCUAAUAAGCACUUGUUUCAAAUCUGUUUAAAUUCAGAUUCUAAUAGAUGGCAACAGAAUUCAGUAGAGGAAAGUUUGGUAUAAGGAUCUUAAGUUUUAUAUAUAUCAGAACCAUUAAAACAUUUUGGAAAGUAAA